AUUAAGAUUAUAAUAAUGUGUGUGUUCCACUACCAUCAUCAAUUUAACUGAAAUGCGCUAGACUUGAUAUGUUUUCUGUAGAAAUAUAUUACUUUGUAUUUGCAAUCGGUUGUUCACAAGGUUAUGAGAAUGUGGCUUUGAAUAAACAGACAUGGCAAACAAACCAGUACAAUCAAGGUGACAAUCGAUUCCACUCCAGUAAUGGAGUAGAUGGACUUAAGACAAAUCUCACAGCUUGGGGAGGACAGUGUGUUAUAUCAGCUGAUGGACACAGCACUGCCACCUGGUGGGUAAACUUGACGUCAGUCUACAGCAUUCAUGAUAUAAAGAUUUAUUACAGGACGGGAAAUAAAACAUGGGAUUCUUCUAAUGGUUUCACGGCAAGAUUUCUUGGUUUUUAUGUCUAUGUUUCAAACACAACUGACCGAUUAAAGGGACAUUUAUGUUUCCAUGAUACAGAUUAUGACAAUUCUACAAUAUCUGCCGUGGCCAAUAUACCAUGCCCAGUACAUGGACAAUACGUCAUCUACUAUAAUGAGAGACUCUCAAAUGUAACAUAUCCAGCUGGAUAUUCCGAAAUGGCGCACAAUGAGCUCUGUGAAGUAGAAGUGAAUGGUUGUCUUGCUGGCUCCUACGGACCAAACUGUUCCCUUCCCUGUCCUGACAAUUGUGGUGAUGGUUACUGUGACGUAGAGACUGGAGUGUGUUUCUGGUGUAAACCCGGGUACCACGGACCUCAGUGCGAAUCUGAGUGUGAUCCGAUCAAUUACGGACAAGAUUGUAGACACAGUUGUGGGGCCUGUCUAGGACAUAAGCGAUGUCAUCACAUCAAUGGAUCCUGUGUUAAAGGUUGUGACGCGGGAUUUAAGGGAGAGUUUUGUAAAACAGAAUGUGAUCCAUACACUUAUGGGUUCGAUUGUAUGCAAAAUUGCAGUGAUAGCUGUGAAAAUAAUACAUGCAAUUCGUUCACGGGUCAAUGCCUUGGACAUGGGUACUUCAACGAUUCAAGUGAUGUAAACAGUCAAGUAGCAGUCAUCGGAGUGAUCGUUGCGGUUUUAAUUGCACUACUUGUAACCCUUAUCGUGUUGCUUGUACUUAGAAGACGUCAUGUACUAAAAGGUAUGGACGGCAAACAGCAGCUAAAAGGGACACGCCACUAUAAAAAUGGAGAUGGUGAUAACAAAGACAAUGAUCCAUCGUCCUCCACUCCCGAAAAAAAUAAAAUUUCGAAGAAAACAAAAGAUCAAAAUUCUCUGUUAAAUAAAAAUGAUGUAAACGCUGUUGAGAUUGAUGAAGAUGAGCUAAUACACGCAGAAAACCCAUAUGGUGAAAUGUACACGAAUUACAGCAUCUCAUCGGACAUUCCACUGAGUCAGUUAGAGCGCAUCAUUUCUGAGAAAAGCAAAGAUGACAAUGACGGAUUCCAGAAAGAAUAUGCAACGUUACCUUACGGCGAAAUUCAGAAAUGUGACGUUGGAAAAAGGAGCGAAAAUAUUCCUAAAAUAGAUAUAAGACCACAUUUCCUUAUGACCAUUCAAGAGUAAUUUUAAAGACUGAUACUGGAUCUGACUAUAUAAACGCUAAUUAUAUAGAGGGCGCUGAAAGAGAUCAAGAGUACAUUGCUUCACAAGGUUUUUACGCCCACAUUCACUUAGUCUUUUAAAAUAGUCCAAAUCACUUAAAAUCACGUUAUUUUAAUAAACUUAUAUGUUGAAAAUGUUCUUUUGCUAACAAUCCAAAAUGAAAAGUUGUUUACAAAGAUUUUUAAAGUACAAAUGAACAUUGAUUUCCUUUUAUCUUUCUUUCUUUUUUUCUCUCAUAAAAAGAAUACUUAGAUUACAAGAGCUUACUAGGAAUGUGUUGUCACAAAUUUCAAAUUUAAGGUAUAGCUGUGUGAACAUGUCACAGAUUUGUAAGUUUUAAUGCAAUUAUAUGACUUCCUCGAAGAUUUUUGUCUAAUAAUAUUCUAAUUCAUCUUAUCAAAUUCUCUAAUAACCUUUAAUUACUUUUUAAACUAAACAAAUAUGUGAUGAGGUCAAAUUACAGAAAUAUAC
Saccostrea cuccullata (small rock oyster) is the source of this 2054-nucleotide messenger RNA. Its product is annotated as cell death abnormality protein 1-like. The transcript has 12 exons. Lineage: Eukaryota; Metazoa; Mollusca; Bivalvia; Ostreida; Ostreidae. Gene Ontology annotation, molecular function: scavenger receptor activity. The record is from RefSeq and is a predicted model, not a curated record. Bases 69 to 1544 code for a protein of 491 amino acids.